Molecule: messenger RNA, 6803 nt
Organism: Pteronotus mesoamericanus
Lineage: Eukaryota; Metazoa; Chordata; Mammalia; Chiroptera; Mormoopidae
Gene: TMTC1
Product: transmembrane O-mannosyltransferase targeting cadherins 1
Exons: 20
Coding region: 176-3013 (945 amino acids)
Biological process (GO): protein O-linked glycosylation via mannose; RNA processing
Molecular function (GO): protein binding; mannosyltransferase activity
Source: RefSeq, a predicted model, not a curated record
UGCAGCUGGGCCAACUCGGAGGCACAGGCGGCGGCGGAGCGCGGGGCGCCAGCGGCAGGUUCAGUGGCCGCAUCAUGCCCGAGCCCACCUCCAGGCAGCCGCCGUGCACCGCCGGGGCCCCGGCCGGGGAGGAUGCCAGACGCCCAGGAGAGACCAGGGCAGCGGUGGCGGCGCAAUGGUGGUGACAAGCUCUGCCCGAGGCGGCGGCGGAGAGGACCGCGCGCCCUCCCGGCGGCGGGACUGCGGACUCGCGCCGGCCGGUGCGGCGGCACUGCUGGCCGGGGCGAGCUGCUUGUGCUACGGCCGCUCCCUGCAGGGCGAGUUCGUGCACGACGACGUGUGGGCGAUCGUGAACAACCCCGACUUGCGGCCCGGCACCCCACUCCGCUGGAGCAUCUUCACCAACGACUUCUGGGGCAAGGGCAUGGCCGAGAACACCAGCCACAAGUCCUACCGGCCGCUCUGCGUCCUCACCUUCAAGCUAAACAUAUUUUUGACUGGCAUGAACCCAUUUUACUUUCAUGCAGUAAAUGUAAUUUUGCACUGCCUAGUGACUCUUGUGCUGAUGUACACGUGUGACAAAACUGUCUUCAAGAAUCGUGGACUUGCUUUUGUUACGGCGUUGCUUUUUGCUGUGCAUCCAAUUCAUACUGAGGCGGUGGCUGGAAUUGUCGGCAGAGCUGAUGUGUUGGCGUGCCUGCUGUUUCUGUUGGCUUUUCUCUCCUACAAUAGGAGUGUGGACCAGUGUUGUGUCGGGGACUGUUUCCCGUCCACGGCUUCUCCCUUCUUCUUGCUGCUUGGUUUGUUUCUGGGGACCUGCGCAAUGCUGGUGAAAGAGACAGGCAUCACAGUGUUUGGAGUGUGCUUGGUUUAUGAUCUCUUUUCCUUAUCGUGCAAGCAAGAGAAAUCGAGCAAUGGGGUCAUCCAUCAGCGCAGCCCGCAGCAGCCUGGGAGCCCCCAGCCCUCCUCACUGCCAGCGCACCCGCUCCGGGAGAAUGGGAGGCAGCAGCGGUUCCCUCACAGAGGAGCGUGGAGUGGCUGCCACUCCCCAUUGCCACCAGAACCCAAGAGCAGUGGAUUCCCGGUGUCUCCUCGAGCUGUGUGGUCCAUGAUGAGGUAUCUGACAGCAAGCAGUAAUAGAAAUUUCCUGCUUACCAUGAGGCCAUUCUUAAAAAGGGCCAUUUUGGUCAUAAGUUAUGUGAUUGUUGUUUUGUACUUCCGUCUGUGGAUUAUGGGAGGAUCUAUGCCCCUCUUUUCAGAGCAAGAUAAUCCAGCUUCAUUUUCGCCUUACAUUCUUACAAGAUUCCUUACGUAUUCCUACCUCUUGGCCUUCAACAUGUGGCUCCUGCUUGCCCCUGUUACCUUGUGCUAUGACUGGCAGGUCGGCAGUAUCCCUCUGGUAGAAACCAUAUGGGACAUGCGGAAUUUGGCCACCAUCCUCCUGGCAGUUGUGAUGGCCUUACUGAGCCUGCACUGUUUAGCCGCCUUCAAGAGACUGGAGCACAAGGAAGUUUUAGUGGGCUUGUUGUUCCUGGUUUUCCCAUUCAUUCCAGCCAGCAAUCUCUUCUUCAGGGUGGGCUUUGUGGUGGCCGAGAGAGUCCUUUACAUGCCCAGUAUGGGCUACUGCAUCCUCUUCGUGCACGGACUGAACAAGCUCUGCUCUUGGCUAAACCGGUGUGGGGCCACCACGCUGACAGUGUCCACCGUGCUGCUGCUGCUGCUUUUUUCUUGGAAAACUGUGAAGCAGAAUGAAAUCUGGCUGUCAAGAGAGUCCUUAUUCAGGUCUGGAGUUCAAACCCUGCCCCACAAUGCCAAGGUUCACUACAACUACGCCAAUUUCCUCAAAGACCAAGGUCGGAACAGGGAAGCGAUCUACCACUACAGAACAGCCCUCAAGUUGUAUCCACGCCAUGCAAGUGCCCUGAACAACCUUGGAACGCUGACGAGAGACAUGGCAGAGGCAAAGAUGUACUAUCAGAGGGCUCUCCAGCUAAAUCCACAGCACAACCGGGCUCUGUUCAAUCUUGGGAACCUGCUUAAGUCCCAGGAGAAAAAAGAAGAGGCUAUCACUUUACUGAAGGAUUCCAUUAAAUAUGGUCCAGAGUUUGCAGAUGCUUAUUCAAGCUUAGCUUCAUUACUGGCUGACCAGGAGAGAUUUAAGGAAGCUGAAGAAAUAUACCAGGCUGGAAUAAAGAACUGUCCAGAUAGCUCAGACUUACACAACAACUAUGGAGUUUUCUUAGUUGAUACUGGCUCCCCAGAGAAGGCUGUGGCCCAUUACCAACAGGCCAUCAAACUGAGCCCAAGUCACCACGUGGCCAUGGUGAACCUCGGCAGACUCUACAGGUCUCUGGGAGACAACAGCGUGGCUGAAGAGUGGUACAAACGCGCCCUGAAGGUGGCACGCAAUGCUGAGAUAUUAUCACCUUUGGGAGCACUGUAUUACAACACUGGCCGCUACGAAGAGGCUUUGCGGAUUUACCGGGAAGCUGCGGCGCUUCAGCCCUCUCACAAGGAACUCCGCCUGGCCCUGGCUCAGGUGUUGGCCAUGAUGGGUCAGACCAAGGAGGCCGAGAAGAUGACCAACCACAUCGUGUCAGAGGAGGCUGGCUGCCUUGAGUGCUAUCGCCUGCUGUCAGCGAUCUACAGCAAGCAGGAGCACCACGACAAGGCACUUGAUGCUAUAGACAAGGCUCUCCAGCUGAAACCAAAGGACCCAAAAGUUGUUUCUGAACUUUUUUUUACAAAAGGAAACCAGCUAAGAGAGCAGAACCUUCUGGACAAAGCUUUUGAGAGCUAUAAAGCUGCCGUGGAACUAAAUCCAGAUCAAGCCCAGGCCUGGAUGAACAUGGGUGGGAUCCAGCACAUUAAGGGAAACUAUGUGUCUGCAAGAGCUUAUUAUGAGAGAGCCUUACAGCUGGUUCCAGACAGCAGACUGCUGCAGGAGAAUCUUGCCAAACUGGAUCGCCUAGAAAAACGAUUACAAGAAGUUCGAGAAAAGGAUCAAACGUAGCAGCUUUUGACCUACUCUGGAGGGACAGUUCCUGGUGCAUCUGGCGGAGGAAGAAGUGAUAGAGUCUCUGCUGCCACAUUAGUGGGGGACACCCAAUGAGGCUUUCCUUUCUCUCCCAGCAGAAGGUGGCACAUUUGGGGGCACUUUCUGGUAGCCCUGCGCUGAGAGGCUUGCAUUUCCUUGGAAAAAAAGACAGAAAGAGCAAGCAAGGGCAAGGAGAUCUGAGAAGGAAGGAAUACAACAGCUACACAUUUUACAGAUUUUUUUUUGCUUUAACUCCAGAUAUCCCCCCAGAUAUUUCUCUACUGUUGCAACCCAGACAUCUGGUUCUUUUUGCAGUUUAAACUUUUAUGUCCCAGAAGAAUAGAAGUUGUAAAUGCUAUGAAGGCAGAGCAUUGCUUCUUCAUGGAAUAUUUCAAAGAGGAUAAAUUCUCAGAUAAGCCAUUUGAGAAAUUCUACCAAGAGGUGGCUCAUUUAAUUCUCCAGAACCAGAAAGGAGUAUCGAAUACUUACUAUAGAACCUUCUAGAACAUGUGGAAAAGGGCUGUUAAGUGAGCUGGAUCCAAUAUUCCCAUAAGCAUAUUGCCAGCGCCCUAUUGAGUAGUAAACUAAAUUCCACUCUGAUGCAAACUUUUCUCAUUGCCUAACAUAUCAAAAAGGAAGCUUCUGGAAUUGUGUAUGGAUAUUCUUAUCCCUAGGGGAAAGAAAGUCAAGGAUCUUGGUACCUCUAAUUCUUUAAGGAAAUUUUAAAAUUAUUUUAAUUUUAUUGCAAGUAUUACUAGAGUAGUGGUUCUGCUCUAUAAUUUCAAAAGUGCUUUUAAAAUCAUAAGUGUUUCUGCCUCCACAUAUAUUGUUAUUUUGGUGGCAAAAAAACAGUAUAUUCUACAUGAAAAUUAUUAAAGAUAUUAACUGAGAGAAAUGUUCUACUUUAUUAUCUUAACAUUUAGACAUCAUUAGAUUUAUUAUUUUUUUGAAAAAUAUAUUUAACCAUUUAAGAAUCUUUACAAUGUUAUCACAGAAAUCUUCAUAGACUAACUAAAUGGAAAGAGAGCUUUAUUGAUUUGUCUUCCUAGACUUAAUGAGAAUUCUAUACUUAGAACAUGAGUGAUGAAACCCAAAAUUCUUGAUUCUGCAUCUGUAAUUUUGGAUAAUUUGUGGAAGAUGCUCGAAAAAUCUAGAAAAAAUCUAAACCCAUAACCUUAAAAUAUAUAUUUAUAUUUAGUAAGGAAGGCAAAGUUGAACCUAUGAAUCAACAUUUGUUUUUUAGUGUUAUUUAUUUUAUAACUUAUAAAAUAUUUAAUAUAUACACAGUUUUUUCAUUGUACAUAGUGGUUUUAAUAGUGGCUUUUUAAAAACUGAUCAUACAAAAAUUAUAAAUCUAAUUUACAAAGCAGUUAAGUUUUAACAGCCAGCACUUCAAAAAGUUGUAUGAUUAUUCACUUGCUAAAGUCAAAGAAAUUAGGGCCCAGCCUUCAGUGUUUGGGUAGUAGUACAUUUUGGUAUAUAUUUUGAAUUUGGAACACCUGGUUUUAAUUUGAAAAAUUUUUUUUAAAAAGCUCUGGUUAGUGCUAUUCAUGGUACUGAGCCAGGUUCCAUAGACAUAUAGUAUUUUGGAGGCACACAUAUUUCCCAUGUGUAGGCUAGGAUAUGGUUAAAAAACACACACAAAAAAACACCUUCAUAGUUUCUUUUCAACCCAGUAUCAGGAAGCUGUGUCCCUACAUGUUUUUAGGGGCAACGGGGCAGAGGUCAAGGUAAAUCUAGAUAAAAGGAAAAAACAAUCUUUAGAAAGUGAUAAUGUAGAAAGAGAUAUGUAAGGAAUAUUUUAAAUGUGAAGAAUUGCAGAAAUUGCAUUAGCAUACAUCUGUUUGCAUGCAUCAAUAAUCCAAUAGUAUUUAUAUUAUCACUAUGAUCUUCUGUUUCUAAUACUCUUUAAAAGUUGUAUAUCAUAAGUUUAUCCAAAGUUUUAUUUAAAGUAUUUCUCUUCCCCUUCAAAUAUAUUUUUAUAGUACUAAGGCCAAGAAAGGUACUACAGUGUAUUUGAAUAAUGUGCUAUAUUAUACUCACCCCCAAAAUGAAUAAUAAGCUCUAGCUAAAACCAAUAUCUAGGACUUUAAUCACAAGUUUUUAGGAUCAUCUGUAACCAAAACUCACACUUAGAAAGUUAAUGGGAAGACUGAGCCCAAAAUUUUGAAAAGCAAUUAUGCCUUACUUGAAGUGCUGCGGAAGCUAUGAGAGUACAUUUGUAGGAUUAAUUGAAAUGGCAGUAACAGACUAAACAUCUCUGGGAGAAAAGGGUCACAUGGCCUUCAGGAGCCGUCUCCUGCCUUCUUUUGGGUGCUCCCCGCCAUCUAUGUCUGCUUCUCUCUCUCUCUCUCCCUUGUUCCUCUGCCUCCUUUCUAUUCCUCUCUCUCCUUUUCUCAUUCUGCACACACUGACAUCUCUUUGAACAUCAAAAUUUAGACCUCUUGGCAUCAGAUAUUUUCUGUCAUGAAUUAAUACCAUCACUGCAAUGUGGCCAAUUAAAUAAUUUUUAUAGUUGAAAUGGUGCCUAUUAGAAAAUAAAUCACAUAUUAUUUUUUCAAAGAUAUUAAGUAUAUUUUGUAACUAUUUUUAUUUGGUCCUUGUAACAUGAAAUAAUAUGUGGAAUCCAUGCUUAUCAAAGUGAAAGCUGAGCACCCCAGCCAGCCAUGGAGCUGCGUCCAGGUUGCCCUCCAGAAAGCACGAUUGGUACGGGAGUCAAUAGCUCCUUUCUGGGAUGGCAUUGCAGAGCCAGCUUAACGGACCUGCCACCUACACUGCCCUUAAGGGUUGUGUGCUCAGAAGCACCUUAUAUUUGGUCGAAUAGCUGAAAUUCCUAAUAUUUUAAACAGGAGUCCUGCAAUUUUAUUUUGUACUGGGUCCUUAAAUACAUAGCAGGUGCUGGGUAGGAGGUUGGCUGAGGACGAGACAGGAGUUGCUUUAGUCUGGCUGAACAGUUGAUCCAAUGAUCAGAGUUUCUGUUGUGACUGUUACUCUGAGCAUAAUUUUUAAUUUUUCCUCAGCUUCAUUAGUGUUCCUCGUGUACACAUCUCCUCCCUCCUACUGCCAAUCUGUCUAACCCAUCCUUCAGUCCUACCUAGAACCAGUUAGUUCUCUCUGCCUUCGAAAUCCCCGUAAGUGGCAGCCCUUCAACAUGUCCUUUGACGUUGGAGCCAUAGAAUGGCUUUACAAGCUUAUUUCAACCUUAAGAAUUAUUCAGGAUUUUAAAAAAUGAUUCAGAUGUUUUCAAUAUGUUAAUGGCACUUAUAAAACUUGGUUCAGUGAUAUAACACAGGCGAACUUUAAACCAAAGAUUUAAAUACCUUGGAGGAAAAGAAAUUUUGCUUUAGAAAAUCCAGAUUCUAACACGCAGCUAGGCUGGAGAACUACCACAGGCUAACAACUUCAAUGGGAGUUUAUAACUUUUACAAAAUAGAUGUUUUUAAUUUCUCACAGAAGAGAUGCUUAUAAUCUUUCACAAUUUACUUUUAAAUCUUGACCAAAAUAAGCCAAAGAAUUUUAAAGGAUUGAUUUUUGGCACAAUUGCCAGAAUGGUGGAGGCCACCGUUCCUAGGGUGACAAACAUGGUCUGGGAGGAGUGGUUUUGCGCUUGCGGCAAUUGGGCUAUAAUUCGACCUAUAAUUACAGAAUUCUUAAUUCUAAGGUGGACAGGGUUUGCCUUGUCAUUUACAUCUACCCAGACAAGGUGGUUGGAUAUAAAAUUCAUAUUUUUUUAUGACUCAAAAGUGUCCAUAACAUAGUUUAUUCC